Messenger RNA from Arabidopsis thaliana (thale cress), 955 nucleotides. RefSeq names its product protein translocase subunit. The record is from RefSeq and is marked reviewed. The transcript has 3 exons. Lineage: Eukaryota; Viridiplantae; Streptophyta; Magnoliopsida; Brassicales; Brassicaceae. The coding region runs from base 150 to 716 and encodes 188 amino acids.
GUGUUUACUAGACUAUUCAGGGUUUAGCGAAAAAUUCUUCGUUUCAAGUCUCGAACUUUGUUGGAAUCGGCUAAGUGAUAAUUUCGAAGCUUGAUCGGUAAAUCCAGGAGCUUUUGGAUCGGAAUCUGUUCGCUGAUGCUUUGGUGAAAAUGGGUUUCGGUGCAAUUAGAUCGAUUUUGCGUCCAUUGUCGAGAACCUUAGUUUCGCGUGCCGUCGUUAACUACUCGUCUGCGCCGUUCAAUGCGACGAUUCCGGCUGCUAAACCCGAGUUAUGUUCCUUCUUCGGUGGAUCGAUGACUCAUUUGAGGUUACCAUGGAUUCCAAUGGCUAACCAUUUUCAUAGCUUAAGCUUGACUGAUACUCGGCUCCCGAAGAGACGACCCAUGACUCAUCCCAAGAGGAAAAGAUCCAAAUUGAAACCUCCAGGGCCUUAUGCAUACGUUCAAUAUACACCUGGCCAGCCAAUUUCUUCAAACAAUCCUAAUGAGGGAAGUGUGAAGAGAAGAAAUGCGAAGAAGCGCAUAGGGCAGCGUCGUGCUUUUAUACUGUCUGAGAAGAAGAAGAGGCAAGCGCUGGUGCAAGAGGCGAAGAGGAAGAAGAGAAUUAAGCAAGUGGAACGUAAGAUGGCUGCUGUCGCUAGGGACCGAGCAUGGGCUGAAAGACUGAUUGAGCUUCAACAGCUGGAAGAAGAGAAGAAGAAAUCAAUGUCUUCUUGAGAUCAAACAUAGAAAUAAUCCUAAAUGACAAUCUCUUUUCUUGUCUUGAGUUAGAGAAUUACUCUUCUUUGUUGUGUUUGGCAUGUUCUCUUGAGAGUUAACUCGCUAUGUUGUCUGAAGAACUGAGAGUUACUUGACGUUUGUGUUCUUUAUAUCCAGUCAUGUGUUUCUUGUUUCAUGAAUUUGGCUGACAUUCUUUUACUUACGGCAACCCAUGAAACUGAAUCAGGACCAGUUAC